Messenger RNA from Polyodon spathula (Mississippi paddlefish), 2201 nucleotides. RefSeq names its product nucleoside diphosphate kinase 7-like. Gene Ontology annotation, cellular component: centrosome. Gene Ontology annotation, biological process: CTP biosynthetic process; GTP biosynthetic process; UTP biosynthetic process. The record is from RefSeq and is a predicted model, not a curated record. Bases 87 to 1214 code for a protein of 375 amino acids. The transcript has 12 exons. Lineage: Eukaryota; Metazoa; Chordata; Actinopteri; Acipenseriformes; Polyodontidae. Gene Ontology annotation, molecular function: nucleoside diphosphate kinase activity; ATP binding.
CCCAGCGCAGAUGCAAGUGCAAGCUGAUCAAACGCAGGAAUACAUAACAACUGAAUCCUGCUCUGGGAGCAACGCGGAACGACAGCAUGAGUCAGGAUGAACGAUUUGCAUUUCUUGCCGAAUGGUAUGACCCAAAUGCUGCCCUUCUAAGGCAGUAUCAGUUUCUGUUUUAUCCAAAAGAUCGGUCAGUUGAAAUGUUUGACAUGAAAAACCAUUGUACCUUUUUAAGAAGGACAAAAUAUGACGAUAUAAAACUGCAAAAUCUCUUUGUGGGCAACCGUUUGAACGUGUUUUCACGGCAGCUUCACUUAAUAGACUAUGGGGACCAGUACACAGCAAGCAAACUGGGCAGCAGUAAAGAAAAAACACUUGCUAUUAUCAAGCCAGAUGCUACUGACAAGAUGGGAACAAUAAUUCAAUUGAUCUAUGAUGCAGGCCUGACAGUAACCAAAGCAAAAAUGACCGCUUUGUCACGGAAGGAGACCAUGGACUUCUAUGCAGAACAUCAGUCAAAGUCUUUCUUCAAUAACCUUGUUCAGUUUUUAUCCUCUGGCCCGGUUGUUGCCAUGGAGAUCCUGGGAGAUGAGGCUGUGACUGCCUGGAGAAGGCUCCUGGGGCCAACAGACUCGAGUGUGGCUCGAAACGAGGCUCCAGACAGCGUGAGAGCAAAUUUUGGCACAGAUGGCACCAAGAAUGCUGGGCAUGGUUCUGAUUCACUUGCAUCAGCAGCAAGAGAGCUGGAGUUUUUCUUCCCAUCAACUGGUCGUGGCCCGUCUAAUACUGCAAAGUAUACUGACUGCACUUGUUGCCUUAUUAAGCCUCAUGCAAUUGCAGAAGGGCUCACUGGCAAGAUUUUUAAUGCAAUCAGUGAUGCCGGAUUUAAAAUAUCAGCUUUGCAGAUGUUCAAUGUGGACCGUGCAAAUGCAGAAGAGUUUUAUGAGAUUUAUAAAGGAGUUGUCGCUGAGUACACUGGUAUGGUUGCAGAGCUGUGCUCUGGACCUUGUAUGGCAUUAGAGAUCCAUGGAUCAGAGGCUCCAAAGACAUUUCGAGAAUUCUGCGGGCCAGUUGACCCUGAAAUUGCCCGUCACCUUCGUCCCCAAACAUUGAGAGCUGUCUUUGGAAAAAACAAAGUUCAGAAUGCUGUGCAUUGUACAGACCUGCCAGAUGAUGGGAUUUUGGAGGUCCAGUAUUUUUUCAGGAUUCUGGAUGGAUGAACAAACUUCUGGACCACACACAUGCAUAUUUGUUACACGUUUUAAAUUAAAAAAAAAAAAAAAGACACUGUUGCAAAGCAUGUGUAAUUUCUCAAUUUUAUUUGAUGUUUUAACUGGAUUAAAUAAAUGACCAACAAGAGUACUUUAACUCCUGACAUGUGUACAGAUGUUAAAACAUUGAUUUUUGCACUUCUACACCAAUAAAACAUCCUCUAGCUUGGGGUACUACAUUGCUUCAACUUCAAAUAAACUUCCACCACUGACUUUGGUAUUAAUUAAAUUUAUUUAUACAAUACACUUUCCUUGCAGAAAAAUAAAAUUGUACAACAACUGCAUAAAUAAAUUCUUCCACCAUGAAAAUGGUUAAAACUAUUCUUUAUGAAGAUGGAUCACUGUGUGAUGCCUUCCAAAAAAAAAAAAAAAAAAGGAACAAAACAAUAGCACCUACCAACUCACUUGCCAAAUGAUCUAGACUCAAAUGUCUCGCACAUUUUUAUAACAUACUGGACGACUAAAAAGAAACAGAAAAUUGAAAGUAAAGCAUCCCAUAUUUGUGGUGCAAAAGUGAUACAAAUUUAUUCUACAAUGAAUGGACUAAGAAACACACUACAUAAAUAAGGUAAAGAACUGCACGGAUUGCAGUCUUUUUUUUUUAUGCACAGACCUAGACAAAUCAGAGUGUACCAUGCCAGUAUUUCAGUUAGUAAGUGUAUAUACACACACACACACCUUGGACCGCUAAAGCUUGCUCACAUUAGAAAAUACAGGAAUUACAACAUGGCUUGGAAAGGACAAUUGUAUGCAACUACAGUACUGUACACUCCAAACAAACAAACCACACAAGGCAGCAAUACUUGGGGGACAAACACUGCUCGCUACAUCAGUAGUGGAAUCAUAAUUUACAGUAAUAAUGAACAUGUCCCAUGGCUCAAGAAAUCUCAUUCAGUAGAAUAAAUACUUUACUGCUAUUGCUACUCUUAAAUUUAC